Molecule: messenger RNA, 1659 nt
Organism: Babesia microti strain RI
Lineage: Eukaryota; Apicomplexa; Aconoidasida; Piroplasmida; Babesiidae
Exons: 1
Coding region: 1-1659 (552 amino acids)
Source: RefSeq, a predicted model, not a curated record
AUGAAUCUGGACAACGAUUAUACACACCUCUCUGAAAAAGCCCAGUUUGCUGCAUUCGACAUGCUGAGCGACUUAAUUUAUACGAUUUCUGAGUUGGAAUCCCGCGGCAGCGUGCAUUUAUCUCACCUAAAUAACAUACGUAGCGAGAUAACCGCAAAAUUCCGCGCCAUAAAGCAUAUUAAAAGCUUAAAGUGCUGUCCAAGCGUGUACGAAUCGCUGAUUGACAAGAUCGACUUGGUCGACUUUUUGGAAGCAUCCCAACGGGUGGAAUUUGACUCUCACAUUCUGCAGUUUAGUGGCCAAGGGUGUUUUGCCAUACCUCGAAUACCUCCCCCGCCCGAAAUAACAAGCGAAUUUGUUAGUGCAUGGAAUGACUUUUUUUCCUAUAAAAACGGACCAAGUAUAUUAAAAAGAGGGAAACGAAAGAAACCAGAACAUGAUCAGUUCAAUCCAAUACCUAUUGACCAAGAUGAAAGGAACAUUCAAAUGACAGACGACUUAUCACAAAACCUACACGACGCUAAAGAUGAUGAAGAUAUAAUAGAAAAUUCAACACAAGGACAUACAUUAGAACGAGUUGGAUCAUACAAAUUAGACGAUCAGCAAAACUUGGAUUUGGAGUUGGAAGUGAGGUUCAAGUUUGAUCUAAUUGAUAACAGAUCGGCACUCUUGGAAUGGGCAUCCACUUGUGGUUCAAAUUUGGAGAGUAUUAAACAAUUACAAAAUUGGGCCAUCAAAGAGACAAACCAAUCAGUUAGUAUGGGAAACUUUAUUAAAAUUGACAGUACAGAAGUGUGGAAAUGGAAUCCACCAAUAGAACAAUCCUGGACGGCAGGGGCUAACAACAAUCUGACAAUGGAUAUACCCCUUAUUGGCAAUUUAUCCAGCGAAAAAAUGUGCAUUUCACACAUCGUAGAAUUGAGGAAACUUAGAUUCGGUCCAAAUCGCAUGAAUUCUCAUGAUACAACAAAUGAAUCCGCUUUUGAGAAUUACAAUCUAAAAUGCGACAUUGGAACAGUUGUUAAUGAGAAAAGAUGGGCUUUUAUGAAAAAUAUGUCAUUAUUUUACAACGCAUUAGAAGGGUUACAUAGGGUAUAUAAGAAUUUAAAUAACGCCGCGCUAAAUAUUGUAGAUAAAGAACAGAAGAUGGCCAUUGAACAAUCAAUGGCCAUCCUAUCAGUGUUUGAAGAACAAUACAAGACGGUAUUCAAGGAUAAUAUUUUGUUCAAACAAUUCCAAUUUAUUGACACCAAGAAGAUGAGGACAAAGAAGAAGUUGUUGGCCUUGGCUAGUAUGAUUAUUGCCACUCCUCCCUGUGACAAUGGCAUCUUAUCCACUAUACAUGGAGAAUUGGGCUCAUAUAUACAAUAUAUCAAGAAAUCAAAGUCGAAAAAGCCUUCAAAUUUGAUCGUGGACAUGACACAAAAGUCUUUAAUCAAGAGAAGUUGUGGGGAAAUGACCAACACGAUCGACUGCGUAAAAAAUCCGGUUUGUUUACCAGUUGCAUUCCCUACAUCAUUAGAACUGGUUACAUUGGAUUUGCCCUGCGAAAUAUUCUCUCAGCACAAACUGAGAGUAGGGAACAGUUUACUGUACAAUACAGAUUUGCUACUAGAGCAACUCAUCACCAAGUCACCGCUCUUCUCCUUUACCUUUUGA